Messenger RNA from Dreissena polymorpha, 2080 nucleotides. RefSeq lists its product as uncharacterized. The record is from RefSeq and is a predicted model, not a curated record. Bases 278 to 781 code for a protein of 167 amino acids. NCBI's taxonomy places the organism in Eukaryota, Metazoa, Mollusca, Bivalvia, Myida, Dreissenidae. The transcript has 5 exons.
CUUGGGCGGGAAACGUUGCAAUAUAAAGGAUUCAGUCAAAUAUUGUUAGUUAGUUUCGACAAUCAAGGUGUCUACAAUGAACGUGACAAUAGCAUGUUUGAUGUUGAUUGUGGUGUCAAUCUAGUGUAUAUGGUUACCCCCACGAGAUAAAAUGAUUAUACAUUAACGGCAUAUACAACAAGGAAUGAAGGAUACUUCUAUGAGCCACCAUGUUGUGUGAUGUAGUUGCGGGUCGGUGAGUGUUAUCGCUUCACACAGCAAGAACACAGCGGAUGCCAUGGACGAACUCCAGGCACGCGGUAAGGCUCUUCCGGUUGUCAACAGGGCAGAGCGCUACCGUCAAUUUAAACUGGAUAGGAUGAAACGUAACUGGUUUAAGAACGCUUUCAACACGGUCAAAAACGCGGUCGUGGGCACAGCUAACAAAGUUGGCAACGCUUUGUCCGGUGUCGGCAAUUCGAUGUCAGAUUUCUUUUCCGGCGUCGGCAACACAGUGUCUGAUUUCGCUUCGGGUGCCUACAAGAGCAUUGCGGCGGCGUUAUCCGGCACGGCUAACGAUGUGAACGCUGCACUUGAGAGGCCACCAUCUGAUCAGGUGUCUCUAUUAGCAAAAGCAUACGAUGCCGUUUCAUCAAAGGUUACGGAGCUGAAAGCCAUCGUAGCCUCCAAGACAGGGCCGGCCAAAGAGGCAGCAGUUAAGCUUCUGAACUUGGCAACAGCUCAGCUCGAUGACAUAAGCAGUAAAUUUUGGACUGCUUGGAAUGCUCAGAGGCGUAAAUGAGAAAUCUGGAAAUAAGGGUCGGUCGUUCACAGACGUCUGCGUGACAGUGGCGCGAAAUGGAAACAUAUGAAUUGUGGUCCUAGUUUCCUCUUGUACACUCACAGACUUUAUUACAAGUUAAAAUGCAUGAUUUUGUCCUAAAUUGUUUCUCGUAUACGAAUGCCUUUCAAUUAACCAAUUUUUGUACACGUCCUCUGAUGGUCUAUUGCCACUGCUUGGAAUGCUCUUGUUCAUAUGUAUUGUUGAAACUAUUGUUAUGCCCUUGUAAUGGUGGCAUAUUGCAGUCGCAGUGGCUGUCCGUCUGUCCUUCUAUCCGUCUGUCCUUCUGUCCGUCUGUCCGUCCGGCAUAACGUUUCCCGGAAGUUUUUUUUACGCAAAGCUUUAAAGAUAUAAAUACUGAUAAUUUGAUAUGUUAUUCUACCUACAUUACCUACGUUAUAAAGUGUAAAAUUCGUUCGACUCCGUUGACUCCGUUGACUUUUGACUGAUCUUAAUAUUUGCCAAGGGAAGCAUCUUAUUUAUCAUUUGGCAGGUACAAGGUACAUCUUUGACGAGGGAGGUAAUAUUUUUGAAGGCAUAUCAUCCAAGGUAGGAGCUAAUAUUCAUAGACAGUAAAAUUCAUGGAAAUAUAUUAAUAUAACAGUUUCCGGAUAUCUUUUACGCAAUGCUUUCAUAUAUUGAGCUCAUUUUAUGACCCCGGUAGGGUGGAAUAUACAAUUUGACCCAUCUGUCCGUCCGUCCGUCCGAAAACUUAACAUUGGCCAUAACUUUUCCAACAUUGAAGAUAACAAGUUGCUAUUUGGCAUGCAUGUGUAUGCAUGUGUAUCUCAUGGAGUUGUGCAUUUUGAGUGGUGAAAGGUCAAGGUCAUCCUUCAGGGUCAAAGGUAAAAAAACAAAUCCAAAGGAAGUAAGAAGCUUUAAAGGGAGAAUUUCUAUUUGUCAUUUGGCAGGUACAGAUCAGUUUUACAAGCGAAGCGAUAUUUUUCAAAGGAUAUAAUCAAAACCAAAUAUAAAUAAAUCAAAGCGGCGCAGUAGGGGGCGUUGUGUUUCUGACAAACACAUCUUUGGUCCAUAUAUUUUUGGCUAAAUUUCAUAGCCUUGUUGUUUUUUUUUCUCUUAAGAUAUUUACCGUGCGGUUCGUAAGCGAUGUAGGGGGGAUUUUGUCGCACUCUUGUGUUUUUUGUUAAAAUUAUGUAAAAUGACUUGUUUUUUCAUCUGAUGUUAUUAUUGUUCUUGUGGGUGUUUGUUUACUAUAAAAUGUUUAUUCUUGUUCAAUGAAUAAAUCAUGUAUGCACCUUA